Molecule: messenger RNA, 559 nt
Organism: Tribolium madens (black flour beetle)
Lineage: Eukaryota; Metazoa; Arthropoda; Insecta; Coleoptera; Tenebrionidae
Gene: Lyz
Product: lysozyme-like
Exons: 1
Coding region: 35-478 (147 amino acids)
Source: RefSeq, a predicted model, not a curated record
CACAACUUCGCAUUUGAGCAUUAGUACAUUCAAGAUGAGUCCUUUUAGCAAAUUACUCGUAUUCCUUGUUUCACUUUGUGUCCUACUUCAAGUCGAAGCAAAAGUUUUCAAACGAUGUGAACUUGCCAAAGAAUUGAAAAACAAGCACCACAUCCCUGGAUCUCAACUAGCAACAUGGAUGUGUAUCGCAAAAUACGAAUCAGAUUAUAACACCAGUGCUAGGAACACCAAAACAGGAGAUCAUGGGUUGUUUCAAAUAAGUCAGAUUUAUUGGUGCAACAACAGCAACAAACCAGGAAAAGGCUGCAAUGCGAAAUGUUCCGAUUUUAGAAAUAACGAUAUUCGAGACGAUGUUGCGUGUAUUAAGAAAAUCUACGCCGAACAUCAAAAACUUUCUGGAAAUGGGUUCAAUGCUUGGGUAGCUUACAAGAACCACUGCAAAGGAAAUAAUGACCACUUCAUUAAGGGAUGUUUUUAAAACAUUUACGUUUUAAUAAAUAAGGAUGUUGUUUUAUAUCAGUAUGUAACGUUUUAAUAAAAUUUUAUUGGUACCAAAAAA